AUGGCCAAGUCGAAGAACAGUUCCCAGCACAACCAGACGGCGAAGGCGCACCGCAACGGCAUCAAGAAGCCCAAGACCUCGCGCUACCCUUCCCUCAAGGGAACCGACCCCAAAUUCCGCCGAAACCACAGACAUGCCCUGCACGGCACCCAGAAAGCUCUGAAAGAGGCCAAGGAGGGCAAUUAA
This is a messenger RNA of Cordyceps militaris CM01, 186 nucleotides long. RefSeq names its product 60S ribosomal protein L29. The coding region runs from base 1 to 186 and encodes 61 amino acids. The transcript has 4 exons. The record is from RefSeq and is a predicted model, not a curated record. Lineage: Eukaryota; Fungi; Ascomycota; Sordariomycetes; Hypocreales; Cordycipitaceae. Gene Ontology annotation, cellular component: ribosome; cytosolic large ribosomal subunit. Gene Ontology annotation, biological process: cytoplasmic translation. Gene Ontology annotation, molecular function: structural constituent of ribosome.